Mastomys coucha (southern multimammate mouse) is the source of this 1482-nucleotide messenger RNA. RefSeq names its product PAXIP1 associated glutamate rich protein 1 (gene Pagr1). The record is from RefSeq and is a predicted model, not a curated record. Bases 519 to 1280 code for a protein of 253 amino acids. NCBI's taxonomy places the organism in Eukaryota, Metazoa, Chordata, Mammalia, Rodentia, Muridae. The transcript is spliced from 3 exons.
CUAAGAGCCUAAUUGCGCAUGCGCAAGUUUUCUCUCUCCUCCCCCCCCCCUUUUUUUUCCCUUUUCCAAGUAGCUUUGACUACCGCGGAGCCUCCGCGCCAUUUCUCUGCGCCUGCGUACUGCGAUCCUGCGCAGCCUGGGAGGCGGGUUUUAGCUCCAGGUUUGUACCGCUGCUGAGUAGACGCGAACGAGGUUUGCCAGGUCUAGAAAAGUGACUUCCAUCCAGGUGGUGGAGAAGGCGAUGUGAAAGCGAAAAAGCAGGCCCUUCCAUUUCUAGCUCCGAGCGUGUUUCCUGCGGGUCCCUGGGAACGGCAGAAUUCUGGAUCCGUGGGGUGGGGUCUGUCCUUGCAGGGAUCUGAGCGCCCCCUCCUGGGGACGGUGCUCUGGCCGCCGUCAGCUGUUGGACUGACUGGUUGGCGAUUUCCUAGACCCCACUGGAUCCCAAGCCUUCUGGGUGAGGCACCCUGGUUUGGUACUCUAGAAUCUCCUAUAUUGCUGGGCUUUUUCCCUAGUACUCUAUGUCCCUUGCCUUGGGCCAUGGAACCAUUGCAGGCAGCACAGCGGCGCCUCUGUCUGAAGAAGGGGAAGUGACUUCCGGCCUCCAGGCACUGGCGGUGGAGGACACUGGAGGUCCCUCUGUCUCGGCUAGUAAGGCCGAGGAAGAGGGGAAAGGCAGUCAGGAGGAGGUCGGGCGUGAGGGAUCCAGGGUUGAGGAGGUACUAGAAGCUCCCGGCGCUGCGAGCGACGAGCGUGCGGAGGGAGAAUCCGAAGACUGGUGUGUGCCCUGCAGCGAUGAAGAGGUGGAGCUGCCGGCCAGUGGGCAGUCCUGGAUGCCCCCACCCUCCGAAAUCCAGCGGCUCUAUGAACUGCUGGCUACCCAAGGUACUCUGGAGCUUCAAGCAGAGAUCCUACCCCGCCGGCCGCCCACUCCCGAGGCCCAGAGUGAAGAGGAGAGAUCAGAUGAGGAGCCAGAGGCCAAAGAAGAGGAGGAGGAAAAGCCGCACAUGCCUACAGAAUUUGACUUUGAUGAUGAGCCAAUGACACCAAAGGACUCACUGAUUGACAGAAGACGUACACCAGGAAGCUCAGCCCGGAGCCAGAAACGGGAGGCGCGUCUGGAUAAGGUCCUCUCAGACAUGAAGCGACAUAAGAAGCUAGAGGAGCAGAUCCUUCGGACUGGGAGAGACCUCUUCAGCUUAGACUCAGAGGGCCCCAGCCCUGCCAGCCCUCCACUCCGAUCCUCAGGAGCUAGUCUCUUUCCCAGGCAGCGGAAGUACUGAUGCUUGCUCUUCAGGCCUACAGGGGCAGACUGUUUUGUGCUGGGCAGGGCCGGCCUUUUCUACCCCAGGCUCUGGGAAACAUGUAACAGGAAAAGCUUCAAGCUCCCAGCACAGUGCCUUUCAGAAAAGUGUUCUGUCGAGUGUCUGUUUGCAGUUUUGAGCUGGAUAUGCUGAAUCUAAUAAAAGAUGCCGGAUGAUCUUC